Molecule: messenger RNA, 1065 nt
Organism: Nerophis lumbriciformis (worm pipefish)
Lineage: Eukaryota; Metazoa; Chordata; Actinopteri; Syngnathiformes; Syngnathidae
Source: RefSeq, a predicted model, not a curated record
AUGUCCUCGGUCAAGAAACUGAAGCUGGCUGUGUACGAGCUGCUGCAGUUUGCCGCGCUAGCCGUCCCCACGUUGGUGAUUGCCGAGCGCUUCGCCCGCUUGCUCAGCGACUUGGGACACGACAACAUCUCUUACUGGCUGGCGGUGGCCUCCUCGUUGGCCUAUGUGACCUCUUGUGCCCUGCUGGUGUGGGUGCCCCUCAAGUAUCACCUCCUGAGGGGGCGGAGACUCCAGACUGCACGCUGGAGACCUACAGCACUGGCCUAUCUCAUUUUGUGCACACUGCCAUGCUUUGCUAUUAUAAUAGCCAGCUCACAGGUGCAAAUGAACGCAGGUGUGAGGCUGGACCACUUUGCUGAGAUGCCCAUCUCUUUGGUGAUGUUACUGCUCAUCUGCAUGGACCUGGUAGAACGGAUGCGGCCCUACAGACUCCUUGGACAAUCUGACGAUAUGGACCUUUCUUAUGAACUACCGGUUUUAACCAACCUGGAAAUGGUCAGCUCAGUCUCCAAUCAACUGUACGGAGAGGAGAACGGUGCCCCAGCAAACUAUCAGCCAGAACACCAGAGCAAACCUGUUGCCCCCCGAAGGCGUCCCGACACCCCCGCGGGCCGCUCUACACCCAUUCCUUCCAGAACUUCAGGUGGUGCCUACUUGUACAAAUCUUCACGAGCCUUUUCUGGAAAACUGGGCUUCCUGGUGAAGAGAGACUCCAGGUCGCAUGAAUUUGUGGAUUGUUUCCUCUUUUGGUUUGACACGGUGGAGAUGCUGAGGGUGGCGGGCGAGCCAACUGUGUUCUACUCGGCCUGGGUGUACCCUGUCUUCGUCUUGGCUUUCCUGUCCAGCCUGCGAGUGAUCCUCGCCCCUGACAGCCCGUUCUUGUCCCUAGCUGGGGUGGUCCUCCAGGACUUUCCCUUUUUGAUCCUGCGGUUGUCCCUGAUGGCCGUUUUUGGACUUGUCACACCUGUUUUGUUCCCAGUGAAAAAUGCCCUGGUCAGCCUGACCUUUGUGUACUUCACUUGCAUGACCAGGAUGAAGAUCUUCAAAAGACAUGAGAUGUUCUGA